CUGUACGCGCAUUUCUUAUUGAAAGUUGUCUUUCAUUUUGAAUAAUAAAACCGUUUACAAGCGCUAACCAUUAAUGGCUGAACUAAUGACUGAGAAUGUACAGUCGUACGACAUUGCUAGCUGUUCAGCUUAGAGUAGAUCUCAACUACAUUAAUACAACAGAGGAUUGAAAUGCAGUUGAUUCUGCUGCAGAACAGGGAGGGGGAAAAUGGGGAAAACACAGAGAUACAGGGGAGUGAGACAACGCCACUGGGGCUCCUGGGUUUCAGAGAUUCGUCAUCCAAUCCUGAAGAAGAGGGUAUGGCUUGGAACAUAUGAAACUGCAGAAGAAGCAGCAAGGGCAUACAAUGAGGCUGCUGCAAUAAUGUGUGGGAAUUAUAAUGUGAAUGCUAAUUGUAAUUCAGGGCAAAGAACAGUUUUAUCUGCAGCAAUGAUUGAGAAGCUCCACAGUUUCAACGUGGCCUCCUUGAAUGAGAAUGUCAUGCAAUAUGGUAGUGCUAAUAACAACAGAGGAGAUUCUUGCUAUUCAUUGAUCUGUUUGAAAAUUGACACUGAGAAAUCUAAUCAGUUGGGCAUUUGGCAAAAGAAAACAGAUGGGGUAAAAGGAGACGCAUCCAAAUGGGUUAUGAAAGUGAAAAUGCCUGCAGUGAAAGUGGAUGAGAAGGAGGAGGAUGUUAUUUCAGAGAUGAUUGAGGAACUUCUUCAACCCUGCAACACUCCUCAAAACUAUGUCAUAGCAUAACAUAGAAUUUCAAUUAGGGGUCCAAAGGUAUGGGAUUAUUGUUAUUCUUUUUUUGAUCUGGAAAGGCAAAAAUGAAGUGUAAAUUACAGUACUGUGGGUAGAUAGUUUCUUUCUUUUAUAGGGAGUUGCAGGAGAGACAGAGAUUAUGAGUUCUCAUAGCAUAACACAGAAUUGUAAUAAGGGCUGCAAACAUAUAGGAGUAUUGGUGGGCUGGGGGCUUAGUUCCAUUAGUGAUAGCUUUUUUGUGGUAAAGUGCAAGAUCACGAAGUCUAGUCUCUCUUCAGUUUAUAUGAUAUUAAAAGAUGUGUUGGGACAGACAGUUUAUAGGAGGCUACUCGAUUUCUGCAAUCUAAAAAAAUAACUAAUAGUAUUCUUUAUUUGAUCUGACAAGACAAAUAUGAAGUGUAAAUUACAGUACUCUGUGUCUGGAAAUAUAUUACAUAUGCGGUAAUGGAAAUGUGCCUGAUGUAACCAUACAUAGCAGAUAGCUCUUUAUAGUUCCACAAUGUAUCCACACAAUUAUUUAUGUCAAUACAAAAUAUUAUUAUUAGUCUCUA
Molecule: messenger RNA, 1299 nt
Organism: Cryptomeria japonica (Japanese cedar)
Lineage: Eukaryota; Viridiplantae; Streptophyta; Pinopsida; Cupressales; Cupressaceae
Product: ethylene-responsive transcription factor WIN1
Exons: 2
Coding region: 209-742 (177 amino acids)
Biological process (GO): regulation of DNA-templated transcription
Molecular function (GO): DNA binding; DNA-binding transcription factor activity
Source: RefSeq, a predicted model, not a curated record